Molecule: messenger RNA, 945 nt
Organism: Penaeus chinensis
Lineage: Eukaryota; Metazoa; Arthropoda; Malacostraca; Decapoda; Penaeidae
Exons: 3
Coding region: 67-474 (135 amino acids)
Source: RefSeq, a predicted model, not a curated record
CCGAGCUCGACAGACAACCCACUACUUUCGACAGACAACACACUACUUUCGCACAAUAAAGCAAAGAUGGCCAGCACUCUGUCUCGCGGUCUUCCCCGCCUCGUCUCAUCCCUACACACCACGCCCAUCCUCAGCCGCCCACGCUCUCACAAGGCCCUCGCCAGGACCAUCACCAGCUUCCACGGACUGCAGGGCCUCGCGCAGCCAUGGCGGGUCUCUCUCCCUCAGGUACCGACGGAAGAAGCUCCUGAGCUGGUGGAGAGCGGGGAACUGGCGCUACACUUGGAGGCCCUCCAGCUGUGGCACGACGAGGCUGAGCUCUUACGGGAAUCGAGAGUCCUUCCUCCAGGCGUUGACGACCAGAUCAACCUCGAGGCAGAGACUCGAGGCCAAGUCAAAGACCUUAUGGAAACUCUGAUUGAGGAGGAAAUCCUGGACGUCCGUCGGGGUUGGGUCCUCGCCUCCAACUUUUAAUGCUUUUCGUAUUGCCAUUCCCGACGCCAAUAUUCCAUGUCAGUGAACCUCCUUCGGCCUGGACUGUUCACUCCUAAGAAGGAAGGUGAACACAAACGUGCUGUCCAGGCCGCACCAAGGGCUCUCCCGCGAAGCUUUCGGCCACGAGCGACGAGCAAAUACAAGCGCCUUCCGCCUCGACGACGAAGGCGCUGUGACACUGGACGAGGGAUUCACUCCCUUUCAUGUAUGUCUCGGCUGUACCUUGAAUGCGUAGUUUAGGAUACAGUGACUGUAACUCUUCUGAGUUACUGAUGAAAUGUUGAUUGUUCUUGACAUUUUAUGUAAAGUUUGUGUUGUCAUGACUGAAAUCCACGUUAAAAGAAAAGAGGAUUGUUAAUAGAGGAUCUGUUUUUAUACUUAUAUGACUGCGAUGUUCUGUCGCUAUUGAAGAAAUGAUUUCUAUUUGAUAAAUAAAAUAUUUCAAGUUCA